AUGUCGGUCUCCUUUGAUCGACAAGUAACCAGCAGGGUGCCUCUCCUUCUUCUCCGACUGAAAUACCAGCCAAUUCUUGGAUUGUCCGGACCUUCUGAAAUCUAUCUCGAUAAUGUUACACAAAACCAACAGCCCCAGCACAGCUACUUACUCUCUCAUUUAUUUUCUGUAUCAUUAAAUUCGAGUUUAGCUGAAGGCAGUUGGAAUUGGGCCAUAUCAGAGAUGGCAGAUCAACCGAAAGGAGGGGAAAAAGUUUCCGGCCGUGGUACACAGCAAGCGAGAAGGCCGAUCGGUGGAAAUAACGGUACUGCGAUCCAUGGCAGAGGGCGACCCGUGGUAUCGAAAACCACCACACUGACAAAAAUGACAGCAGGUGCGCCGGCAAUCGCACGGUCGCGAUCUGCCGUGGCACCCACGACGUGUGGUUCAUCUCUGGUCUGUAGGAAUAAGAAGGGGCCUCCACUUUUGUCAACUGGUACGAAAGAAGGUGGAAGUGGAGAACAGGGAGCUCGGUCGCUGAAGAACUGUCCUUCCGGACGACGAGACGGAGGAUGUGAUACGUUCCCCAAGGAGGUUCUUGCUGAUUCUCAUUGCGGGGUUGUACAUCGCGCACGAAGCUCUUCGACUGCUACGAUGGUGCGGAGGAAAAAAGAUGAAAAACACGUCGAACACCUCCCCGCCACAACUGCCGCCGUUGUGCCAGUCCGGCCUGCUCCGUAUAAUAAUCGGCACGUCGUGGUUCCUUACCCUACGCGGCACACUUCUGCGUGCUCGGCGGUGUGCGCGUUUUUCUGCAAGGUCGUCUCGGUCAACGUGCUGAACCUUCCGCUGGGUUUCGUAACCGGGCUCGCCUUUCACUUGUUCUUCUUGGAGAACAAUCUGGGGCACUACGUCGGCGAACUGGCGACUGCCAUCAAAAACGGGGACCCAGCCGCGCCGAUCUUCCGAGACCCCGAGCCCAACGCGCCCGAGAGCCACUUUGUGCGGAGUUUGCGCGUCUGCCGCCAACUGCAGCGGUCCGAGAAGGAGGAUUUGCUGCUUUUGAAGGAGGAGGUGACGUUUCUGCUAGCGAAACUGGGCGAAAUGCAGAAGGUUGUCUCCGCUCGGUUUCCGGAAGUCGUCUCCAACGAUGAGACAACGUACCAAAGCUUCAUUGAGCUGCAAAACAAAUUCGACGCUGACGCGAGGCUGUCUGGUGUUAGUAAACUGGGACGGCAUGAUGAGCGGGACCCAAUUGAUGUUGACCAGGUCUUGGAGCUGGGUUCACAGGAGCAAGAAAAGCGGCAGGCUCGGAGCAGGAGGUUCUUUUUGGAACAUCAGAGUCCAAUACGUGGCCCGAGCCAAGAUCAUGACCGAGUUGAAAAUGUUCAUUAUCAUGAUAUCAGUAUUGCAACUUCCACCACUUCCGCGUACUCAUCUCGUUCCUUCUCUCGAGAAACGAGCGUCUCGGAAAGUGUCGCUCCACUAGUACGUGUUGAUCCUGUUCCUGGCACGACGAGUCCAUCAGGACAGCACGACGGGGAGGAAGAGGAAGAAGCCGCUACUUCUGCCCACAACUCUAGUACUGUUCAACAUCCCGUGGACGAUCGUCCUCUCUCACCGGGGGGUUUUCCCGGCUUCAACAACCGUAGGGGGGAACAAGGAAUUUUAAACGCGGAAACAGCGGGAGCGCUCCUCCUGUGAGGACGACUUAGUAGUGGCGUGGUUUCAUCCCGUGCGAUGGUGCCACAGGAGGGGGAGGGUGCGGGGCAGGAGCAAGAAGUAGUUUAUCCGAGGGAAUAUGUAGUUGGUACGAGAACUGUUCCGGCGCACGACGACCCUGUACACCAACAACUACCUGGCGGCAACUCAUGGGGUUUUCUCAACUUUCGUGGACCUCUGCGGCAACGGCGAGGAACAUGAUGACCGUGAAGUUGGUGUCUAGUCUGUGUGUUCUUUCUCAUCAGGAACAUCAAAAGCGUUUGCGCCUCGCAAAGAGACGCAUUCGCUACCAGUUUUAUUUUUGACACAAAAGUAGAGAUGACUAUAUCACCUUGAUGUUGACAUCUUACGCACUCCUUUCUGGAAGUAGUGCGCAAUGAAGAAAAGAAAACCGACAGCGAGAUCAACAAAUAGAACUAAAAGGAGAC
This is a messenger RNA of Amoebophrya sp. A120, 2129 nucleotides long. Lineage: Eukaryota; Dinophyceae; Syndiniales; Amoebophryaceae. The record is from the annotation of a GenBank genome assembly.